This is a messenger RNA of Cetraspora pellucida, 1473 nucleotides long. The record is from the annotation of a GenBank genome assembly. NCBI's taxonomy places the organism in Eukaryota, Fungi, Glomeromycota, Glomeromycetes, Diversisporales, Gigasporaceae.
AUGUCAUUCUAUACACAUCAAAUUUUUAAAAUUCAUUCUUUAGAAUGUAAUGAACAAAUCAUUGAUUUGACCUCGUAUAAUAAUGCAUCUCAACCCGUAAUGCAAAAAAUAAAUCCCGAACCUAAUGCUACUGCAUCUACAUCUUCAGUUAAUUCACCGUGGACCAUAUCUUUAAAAAUGCAACAGAUUAUUAACAAAUUUAACAAUGAAAUCUUAUGUCAAUUUUCAUGUGUUCCUUGUUCUAUCUGCUCAAAACUUAUGUACCCAGAAAAAUCAAUGUGGAUUCAAAAAGACUCUAAUAUUACUUAUCCACUUACUGUCGUGUACCCAAAUAUUGUAUUAACUACUAAUCCCAUCUCACCUUCAAAUCGAAUUGCUAUAUGUCCUUCAUGCAAAUCAAAUCCAAAUCGAAAUUACCCACCUUACCUUUCUCUUGUUCCUUUAGAAAUUGAACUUGUCCCAUUAGAAAAACACCAAUAUUUGUCUCCGAUCUUUUUACAUUGUUCUUUGGGUCGUACUCCCGGAGCAAAUUCCUUUACAAAAUAUAGAUCAUUAGUAGGUUCUAUGAAUUAUUCUCGGAAUUUUCACACCCUGAGUUUAUAUUCUGGCAUAUUAGGAGCAUUCCUAGAACUUUCGGCCCCUAAUUCAUUACCACCUUGGCUUGAUAGAUCAGUAAUAAAUGCAACAAGCUGGCUCAAAGAAAAUAAUCACUAUUUAUGUAGAUAUACCCAGAUGCUUCCUUCUAAUUUAUCUACCCAUCUUUCUUAUCCAACUGCCACUCAUUUAUUUCAUGAUAACAAUAUACUGCCUAUACAACAAGUUCAAUUUCUUACGACAGAUCCUCCACAUGUUCGAUCUAAAGCUAUACUUCCGUUAUACAUGAUUGAUUCUCUGGAUGAUAAUCCUUAUUGGUCUGACAAAAUAGAAAAAUAUUUUGCUCGACCAAAUGAUCCCGUAUUCGAUAAUAUAACCUACAAAUCCUAUUUUGAAACUUACGAAAUAAAAUCUACUAUACCAAAUAACUCUCAAAGAACAAUCUACCAAGAUGCUUUAGGAAACUUUGUUAUUAAAUGUGAAAACAAAAUACUUACUCGUUACAGAUUCUUAAGAUUAGAACAUGGUGAACUAUACUUCUAUCAACAAUUACUACUAAAAUUCCCUUGUAGAUCUGAACAAGAAAUGCUUGGGGAAUAUCAAACAUACCGAGACCAUUUUUUUUCCCGAUUUCCAGAAUUGUAUCGAUCAAUGAUUGCGCAAACAUCUAAUUUUAUAUCAAAUCAAUCAACAUAUGCUUUAGACCAAUAUAACUCGAUAAUCGAAACGAUCGUUUCUUCAUUACAUCCUGUUUUAACCAAUAACAUAAUUGAUAUAAUCAAAAUGCAAUUAGAUUCUCUCAAAAUAUUACCAUAUACCAUACCCCCAAAUAUAAUAAUCAAUUUAACCCCAGUCAAUAUCAUUGCUACCAAACAAUAA